Molecule: messenger RNA, 1542 nt
Organism: Cokeromyces recurvatus
Lineage: Eukaryota; Fungi; Mucoromycota; Mucoromycetes; Mucorales; Mucoraceae
Exons: 4
Coding region: 56-1447 (463 amino acids)
Biological process (GO): COPI coating of Golgi vesicle
Molecular function (GO): GTPase activator activity
Source: RefSeq, a predicted model, not a curated record
CUCUAUUUAGACAGCAUAAAGUAAAAAAAAAAAAAAAAAAUAAAAGUAAAAUAAUAUGCCUACUGAACCAACUAAAGAACAAAUUCAAGCAGUAUUCAAGAAACUUAAGCAAAAUAGAUACAAUAAGGCAUGCUUUGAUUGCAACGCAAAAAAUCCAAACUGGGCUUCUGUUUCUUUUGGUGUUUACAUUUGUACUGAUUGUUCAUCUUCACAUCGUAAUUUAGGCGUUCAUAUUAGUUUUGUAAGAUCAACUGUGCUAGAUUCUUGGAGCUGGGAGCAACUUCGUAUGAUGAAAGUUGGUGGUAAUCAGACUGCUCAUGAAUAUUUUUCGAAAAAUGGAGGUAAUUUAACUGUCAAAGAUGCAAGAAUGAAAUACACAAGUAGGGUUGGUCAACAAUAUAAAGAAUUGCUUACAAAGAAAACCAAAGAAGAUGCGAUUAUUAACCCCAACACAGUUAUUAUCGAUAUAAAUGAUAACGUUCUUCAGACUUCUGAUGAAACAUCUAUUAUUACAUCUGACCAGCAACAACAAUCAGACCCUACUACAACAGAGUCUGAGACAACAGCAGCAGUAGAAAAAGAAGAGAAUUCUGUAUCUACCACCACUUCUUCUCCUACUGUUGACACUACUGAAGUUAAGCCAGCAACGCCUAUAAAAGUCACUACGACACCUACUGCACGUUCAGCACGUAAUACAAUUGGUAUCCGCGCACCUCGCAAACCUACAAAGGCAGGAAAACUGGGUAUUAAAAAGGUACCUAUUAAUUUCAAUUUUGAAGCUGCUGAAGCACAUGCGAAAAAAGACUUGGAACGAAAAACUAAAUACGAUGAGGAUGAAGAUAUGAAUACGAAUGAAGUCAAAAAAGAAGUUGAACCUUCUUCAACAUCAAAAGUAUUCUCCUCUUCACGUUUAACAUAUAUGGAACCCAAUAAUAACAUGAAUAAUGAUAAGACAGAUGAAUACGAAAAGCUUGGUUUCGGUAUAAGUCGUAUCGAUAUGAAAGAUCAAAACGAUAAUAGUAGAAUCAGUAUGCCAGUUCAGAGAUCUUACCAAGAACAAGAUAAUAAUACAAGAACCGCUCAAGAAAAAUUUGGAUCAGCAAAAGCUAUUUCCUCAGACCAAUUCUUUGGACGAAAUGAGUAUGAUCCAGCUAUAUCAGCUGCUGAAUCAAGUCGUCUUUCACAGUUCUCUAAUGCUAAAGCAAUUUCAUCCGACCAAUACUUUGGAAGAGAACCAGAGGAUGAUUAUGGAGAAAGUAAUGGUAGAAGUAGAGGUUAUAGUGGAACUGCUGCUGAGAUUAUUUCAUUAGCUGAUUGGGAAAAUGUGCAGGAUCAAGCUGUUGCCAUGGCUAGAAGGUUUGUUGAUCAAGCUGCACUUGAUUUAGAUGCUGUGAAAGAUUUAGCUGAAAAUGCUACAAGUAAAGUUAGAAGCUAUUUCAAUGCAUAAAAUAUAUCAUAACUUACUCUCUUGCUCUUUUAUUCAUAUUAUAAAUUAAACAUACAAUAAAAACCAUUUAAAUAUGUUAUAACAUUGAGAAAUUA